Messenger RNA from Conger conger (European conger), 4207 nucleotides. RefSeq names its product 5-hydroxytryptamine receptor 2A-like. The coding region runs from base 154 to 1617 and encodes 487 amino acids. The record is from RefSeq and is a predicted model, not a curated record. Gene Ontology annotation, molecular function: neurotransmitter receptor activity; G protein-coupled serotonin receptor activity. The transcript has 3 exons. Gene Ontology annotation, biological process: chemical synaptic transmission; G protein-coupled receptor signaling pathway, coupled to cyclic nucleotide second messenger. Gene Ontology annotation, cellular component: plasma membrane; dendrite. NCBI's taxonomy places the organism in Eukaryota, Metazoa, Chordata, Actinopteri, Anguilliformes, Congridae.
AAUCACAGCCUUGCUCUCUUGCUAUCAACUUUGCCUCUUCAAAACAGUUAGCGCUUCUGCUCAAUAUGGUUUACUCAACUCUUGGUGGGCUCACUGCUGACCCCAAGUGGAGCCUGAGUAAAUAGCAAGCAAAAAGAGGAUAUUUGUGCUCUGAUGAUGGGCAGCACCAGCAGCCCUAUGUCUGUGGGUUUAGGCUCCACCACCGCCUCACUGGACACAGGCCAGCUGGGUGUGCUGACAGCGUCCAUCAGCCUUAAUCAGAGCCAUAACCGGAGCCAGACAGACCCCAGGGUGACCAUCAAGGAGAAGAACUGGCCGGCCCUGCUAAUCUUGGUCAUCAUCCUCCUUACCAUCGGCGGAAACAUCCUGGUCAUCCUAGCUGUGUCUCUGGAGAAGAAGCUACAGAAUGCCACAAACUUCUUCCUGCGCUCACUGGCCGUGGCUGACAUACUGGUGGGCAUUCUGGUCAUGCCCAUCUCGCUCAUCAAUGUACUGUACGAUUAUGCCUGGCCUCUACCCCACGCAUUGUGCCCCAUAUGGAUCUACCUGGAUGUGCUCUUCUCCACCGCCUCCAUCAUGCACCUGUGCGCCAUCUCGCUGGACCGCUACGUUGCCAUCCGCAACCCCAUCGAGCACAGCCGCUUCAACUCCCGCACCAAAGCCAUGAUGAAGAUCGCCGCUGUCUGGACCAUUUCUAUAGUGAUCUCCAUGCCCAUCCCUGUGAUCGGGCUGCUGAAUGAAGAGAAGGUGUUUGUGAACGGGAGUUGCGUGCUGAACGAGGAGCGCUUCAUGCUGGUGGGCUCCUUCGUGGCCUUCUUCAUCCCACUGAUCAUCAUGGUGGUGACGUACUGCCUCACGGUGCAGGCCCUGCAGAGGCAGGCCUCGGACCUCCUGUACGAGAGCAAGAACACCAUCUCCCAGCAGCCCCCGCAGCCGCCCCCCCCGCCCCAGACUCUGCCCAGACGCAACAGCCUCAGCUGCCUGAGGCUGGAGCCGUCACUCUCCACCACGCCCGCCAACAGCAUCUCCGUCAUACCCGGCUCCGAGACCCCCUCCCAGUUCAGCUCUCCCGGGGUGCGGGACGUGGGGGGCCACGGACGGAGGGGCAUGAUGCAGGCCAUAAAGAACGAGAGGCGGGCCUCCAAGGUCCUGGGCGUGGUGUUCUUCCUCUUCCUGGUGAUGUGGUGUCCGUUCUUCAUCACCAACGUCAUGUACGUGCUGUGCCGGGGAGCUUGCGACGAGUCCCUGCUCGGGGAGCUCCUCAACGUCUUCGUGUGGGUGGGUUACAUCUCCUCGGGGGUCAACCCGCUGGUCUACACGCUCUUCAACAAGACCUACCGCCGUGCUUUCUCCAACUACAUGCGCUGCCACUACCCGGGGGCGGGGCUGAGACCCCACGCCGCCCACACCCCCUGCCCGUCGUACACGGUCACCCCUACCCUCCUGUGUGGAAAGGAGAGCGUUGACCGCAACAGCAACUGCCACAACGGGGGAGGGAGUCCGGUGGAGGGACCGGAGGGGGGUGACACGGACGACAGGCUGGAGCUCAGGCCGGAGAUGGCCAAGCUUUCCGUCAACAGCUGCCUCGCCCCCAGGGAACACACCAGCUGCAUGUGAUGUGACCUCCACCCUGUCUGCUGCCACUCUCUCAGCCAACGGUGCUGUGGUGAAGAGUGGGCAGGACAUGGCACACCUCACUGUGCGUGUGUGUGUGUGUGUGUGCAUGUGCAUUUUUGCGUGGACGGUAGGGGACAGACAAGGAGAGGUGAGCGUGACUCACUGGAAAUCCCUUCAUUGGGGUUUGAUAGCAAUCAACACACACAAGGAAAUGGACUAAAUGGUUCUGCCGGUUACCAGGACGCAUUGCUUUACAUCACGUUUAAAGGGAAAUGUACAUAUUCUCUGACAAAUUGCAAUACAAUACAGUUUUUGGACUAGCUUGGCAGCUGUGCACAAGAGAAGAUUGUUUAGAAAUGCAUAUCUACGGGACGGAAACAUGGAGUCACAUCACCCCCAUGUGGUGGUAGGGAUGAUUUGCUCUCGUCUGGAUAACAAGGCUGGUACAAAUAUGGUGUUGUUUCAGAAAAGAGGCAUUAAAUUAAUUUUGCAGACAGCUGUUACAUAUGUCAAUGUGUUUAGGGCAUUGAACGGCAUUGUAAUUGCUGAUCAGCCAUUAUAAAUACCUACUCCCUAACCCUGGGUGGAAGAUUCCACCAGUUACCCUGGCACUAUUCGAUAAUUAGCUGCAUGCUCCAAUGACAGUUCAUUCGUAGAUUUUACCACAGUAACACAAUUCAGACACAACAACAGAGAUUAUCGAGAAAUGUAGAACAUCAGAUUGAGUAAAUGGCAGAUGUUUGUGUGAAAUCCAAAAACGAAAAUUGUCCACCCCUGCUCAAAUCCACAACCCCAGUAUUUACCAUUCCCUGGGAUGUAGCACCAGAAACAUCAGUUGUUGUCUAAGGUGUUCAUCUCUAUCUUAAACAUGCAUAUAUUGAGCUCUAUGCAAACAUAGAAAGGUGCAUCUUGUGUUGCAUUGGCAAAUAUAAAUAGGUGCUGAAAGUAGUGGGUUUCUGACCUGGGUCAAACGUUUUUGGGAUUCAAAUACUCUUCUAUACUAUGGAGCUUGUCUGGUGUAUUCAAACUGGUGAAAUACUCUCAAAAAGUGCAAACCCCACCUUCUAGUCCUUUUGGUUAGCUCAAUUGCACCUGGCAAGAUCAAUAAAGCACAGAAAAGUAUUUGAAUGCAAAACAAUUACGUAUUUGAGCCAAGUCAAAUAUAUUCCAAAGGGAUUGUGGUUCUGCAUCUGACUGAUUCCCUGUUUUUGUAAUUGGUUUGUCAUCUCAGACAUGUGAUAACAGCAAACAUUAUGUUAUAUUUGCCAUUUGUCCUUCACUCCAGGGGAAAAAAACAAAUGUUCACCCCAUAGUCCAUCAUCUGGUGUAGGCUAUAUUUUAAGACAGCUUUAACCCUCCUAAUGUGUUAGUAAGCUGCACGCACCUUUUGUGUUAGUGGGUCAAAUUUGACCCAUGUUUUAAAUCGGCCCAAAACACAAAAUAAAUCAUCAUCCAAUAUUGUUUUUUAACUUAUUAUCCAUUCAUAACCAUACAAUCACUUUUUUAUUUUUGUAUGGUUCCCAACCCAUUUACCUUAGAAACUCCAUUUCAGGAAAGAUGUCUAAAUUCACUCAUUAUAUUUCCUAUAGUGAAAUCAAGGGGCAAUUAUGUUAGCUGACUAUUAAGGACUAAUAUUAGAACAUACUUUCCUAGAAUAAAGAGGAAUGUGUGUGUAUGUGUGUGUGUGUGUGUGUGUGUGUGUGUGUGUGUUUGUGUGUGUGUGUGUGUGUGUGUGUGUGUGUGUGCGUGCGCGUGUGUUUGCAUGUGUUUGCGUGUGUCAGUGUCCAUAUUCUGCAAUAAAAAUGUAGUUCCCAAUUUGGAGUACAAGUACAUACUGCAAGAAAAUAAUUGUUCCUGGGGAGGAAGGGGAGGGGGCAGGGUGUCUAGACCCAAAGAUGAAUCUUGUUUGAGUCCCCACAACUACCCACAACUUUUCAAUGUUGCAUGCCAUACUAUCAACAGCCAACAUUCUCUGCCCGUAACACCACAGAACAUUUCUUUAGAGACCUUCAGAAUUGAAUAAAAUGGUGACCAUUGGUUUUUUUGUGUUUAUAUUGCUGUUUUUGAGGAUAUCAUGAAGGCUUGUUCCAAUACAAUAAACUGGAUGGUAUUUAUAACACAUCUUAACUUGUAAACUGGUCAGAUUUGACCCUAACACAAUACAUGGGUUGAGGUCAGUGCUGUCUAAGAGAUAAUAUGGCAAAAUGAAAUGCUGAGGGGGAGAGGACCGUUUUGUGUGUCUCUGGUUUAGGUCUAUACAUCCAUCUGAAAAGUAGACAGAAACAUGUGCUCAUUCAAACUGUGAAGAUGGUCUGGAAAGGCCUGAUUGUGUUUUUGUGAUUACCUAAAGAGCAAAGAACUAAUCUGUUGCUAGAUAUGAGCUGUACUGUAAAUGUUAAGCCGAUUUUUCACUGUGUAUUUGGUGAAAGUAAAUAUCAUUCUGUCUUGAAAUGAUAUUUUCCCAAACUAUUUUUUUACCAUUGCACAUGUAUGUUUCUGUCAAUUUAUGUAAUGUUUCAGUCUUUCACCGUCUUUUCAGUUUCUUUUCUGUGAUGGUGCUUUUUAUUUAUUAAAAUGGUCUUUGUUACAA